Molecule: messenger RNA, 2556 nt
Organism: Lentinula edodes (shiitake mushroom)
Lineage: Eukaryota; Fungi; Basidiomycota; Agaricomycetes; Agaricales; Omphalotaceae
Product: carnitine acetyl transferase
Exons: 7
Coding region: 441-2417 (658 amino acids)
Biological process (GO): carnitine metabolic process
Cellular component (GO): peroxisome; mitochondrion
Molecular function (GO): carnitine O-acetyltransferase activity
Source: RefSeq, a predicted model, not a curated record
CGACAUUGAAAAAUAUCCUUAGUUGAAGCAGGUUGAAGCGUCCAACGUAUCCUAUCUAUCGGCUUUCUACCACCUAUUGAUGUUCAGCUUCAACGUUCUAUUUCAAAACUCAACAGUCUCAACACUUGACCGGCCCUGACCUCCAUACAAAAUUCAGGAAACGUUUACAAGGAAUACUGGAAAUUUUCCAAUUGGUCAUGGUCAAAUAUUUCCCUUUUAAAUUCAUCAGAUAUCCUCUGGACGAUUCAUGUGGAAGGAAGGGUGGAGGCUGUUAGAGAGAGGAUCCUAGAUGAUCCCUUAUGUAUAUCCUUGUUCAGUUCCACUCUCUGGUCAAAGCUGUACAUUUCGGCGGUUCACACGGACCGGUAAAUCACUCGUGCGGAAAUCACCUGCUAAAGCGUUAAGAGGGGUCGCCCAGAACUUUCGUGUCGUUCUUGGCUAUGUUUCCCGCUAGGCUAUCUAAAUAUCUAUCAAAGAAACCUCUCCACACGAUCAUGCACAUUACCCGUCAACGUAACACACACUGGAAGACCUUCGCACCCUCAGCUCUACCAGGUUCAGAAACUUUUGCGGCCCAAAGCUCACUUCCAAAGCUUCCAGUACCCGAGCUUAGUGGAACAUUGUCGUAUCUUAAGGAGAGUUUAAAGCCGAUAGCUUGGAAUGAGGCUGAGUACCGCGCCGUGGUAUCCAAGAUUGACGAAUUUGGUGCUAGAAUCGGACCAGAAUUGCAGAAACGUUUGCUGAAAAGGCAAGCAGAAACUGAUCAUUGGCUGGAACGUUGGUGGGAUGAUGGCGCAUACUUGGGAUACAGGGAAUCUGUCGUCGUUAAUGUGUCCUACUAUUAUGGUUUUGAUGAUCACCCCUCUCACCUGCGUCAGACUCCUGCUGCUCGUGCAGCCGCUCUCGCAAGAGGUGCCAUGUUGUUCAGAAAGAAAUUGAAACAAGGCCAAAUAACACCGGAAGGAACGAGGGAAGGGCCGUUUUGCAUGGACACAUAUAGAUGGAUGUUCGACUGCUGCCGGAUUCCCGGUUCGGACGGUUUAGAUUGGAGCAAGUCGUUUGCUGUAGAGGGAGAUACGGGCGACUCGGGACAUAUUAUCGUUAUGCGCAGGAAUCGUAUAUGGAGAAUCGACGCGGCUGUCAACGGUCGAAUACUUAGCACUGACGAAUUAGAGAGCCAGAUCAAAUACAUAUACGAGAACACCACACAAUCUUAUUCUGGUGUCGGUAUUCUGACGGCUUCUAAUCGCGAUGUAUGGGCUAAGGAUUACGCAGAACUUGUGACCUCAGAGCAUAACUCUGACAUUUUGGACACAAUUCAUUCAUCUGCCUUCAUCAUAUGUUUGGAAGAAGGUGCUCCAUCAUCACCAGAACAGAACAGUCGCGUUUUAUGGCAUGGGCAUUUCUCCAAUGGUCAGGCCGUCGGUCUCCAGAAUCGAUGGGUCGACAAGCCUUGCCAGUUCAUUGUAUACGACAACAUGUAUGCCGGCUUCAUGGGAGAACACUCGAUUAUGGAUGGAACUCCCACCGUUCGUCUGUGCGAUGAAGUCCUCGAUGCUUUAGCGAGUCCUUCUUUCGAUCAUGGCGUUAAACCAUCUGGUCAGCCCGCUAUUCCUCCCACUCCCCUCGAUUGGGAGAUAUCGGCUGCAACAGCCCAGGCUAUCAUGACUGCCAACGCCGCGGCACUAGAUCUUAUCAAUAGCCAAGUGCUUUCAUACUAUCUUACGUCUUAUGGGAAAGACGAAAUCAAGAAAUUUGGCGUGUCUCCGGAUUCUUGGGCGCAGAUGAUCAUUCAGCUUGCAUAUCGUAGAACAAUUGGGAAUGAAAACAGAAAGGGUGGCACAUACGAAGCUGCUACGACGAGGAAGUUCUACAAAGGUCGCACGGAAGCUAUACGAGUGGUCACCUCUGAAUCAGACGCUUGGGUGGAAAGUAUGGACAACCCAAAUGCUAGUAACGCCACCAGGAAGGAAUUGUUCAAUCUUGCUACCAAGAAGCACGUUGCACUAGCCAAACUAUGCGGUGCAGGUCAAGGAAUUGAUAGACAUAUACUCGGUAUGUUGCUACUUCCGGUUUUCGAAGACAUUUCUCGAAAUUCCGCAGGUCUCAAGAAACUACUCGCGGAGUCCGAAGAAACACCCGCAUUGUUCUCUGAUCCCGUAUUCACGAGAUCCAGCUAUUGGGUACUCAGUACAUCUGCUAUAUUCUCCAAACACUUCAAUGCAUACGGAUGGGGAGAAGUAGUUCCAGACGGAUUUGGUGUCGCUUAUAUGACGGGGCACAAUGAUCGUCUGCAGUACACUAUUACAUCUAGGAAGGAAAUGCCUAACUCCAAAUUUAUUAAUGAGAUUGCUUCAGCAGCUAGGGACUUAUACAACCUACACAAAACCAUUGGCACGUCGAAAACGAAAUUAUAGAUAUAUAGAUAGAAUAACGUGUAGUUGUUGCAUUUAACGAAUGAGUACUCAGAUCUCAGAAGCUGGCUGGAUGUAGUUUGCAGCUUGUGGUAAGUGAGCAAGUGCGAAGGAGUCCGUCGUCGAUAUAAAUUAUCGCCGU